Molecule: messenger RNA, 2180 nt
Organism: Corticium candelabrum
Lineage: Eukaryota; Metazoa; Porifera; Homoscleromorpha; Homosclerophorida; Plakinidae
Product: TBC1 domain family member 23-like
Exons: 17
Coding region: 7-2025 (672 amino acids)
Biological process (GO): retrograde transport, endosome to Golgi
Cellular component (GO): trans-Golgi network
Source: RefSeq, a predicted model, not a curated record
UUCGUCAUGUCUGAGGAUCGAUGGAGAGAAGAGCUAGACGAUCUACUGAGCGGUUCGUUGGACGUCGACAGAGUGAGAGGUCAUUGUAAGAAACACGAACUGCCAGGAGAGAAGAGAGGCGAUCUGUGGAAGGUAUUCCUUGGUGUGAGUGGAAAACCGGAUUCUCUUUCUGGGUGGGAUGAAAAAUUAAAUCUUGCAAAUCAAUCUGACAUACAGUCUGCUUGUUGGAGUGAGUGUGAGAGAUUGCUGGUCGAAUGGCAGGAGAGCGAAAGACAAAGAAUAGCCACUGAGAUGGAACAUGUUAUUACGUAUUACUGCAAGGCACGUGCAGUGUCUUUUACUUCAGAUUGUGGUUGGGCAGAACUUCUUGUUCCAUUCUUCUCUCUCGGUUUGUCUCGUCAUGAUGCAUACAACUGUUUCUACGCACUUCUCUCUCGUUAUAUUCCUCAGCAGCAGUCGACUAUACAGCUAUUUCGCUGGCUACUUUUAUAUCAUGAGCCCGAGCUUUGCUCAUUUCUUGAUACCAAAAAGUUAAAAGUUGAAAAAUAUCUUAGUAAAUGGACUCGUGGUUUAUUCGUUUCCACUUGUGAGCUAAACGUCGUGCUGACGAUGUGGGACAUCUACUUUGUGGAAUCUAAUCCAUUUCUCGUAUUCUUUCUCUCACUUGUCAUUUUGAUUAAUGCAAAAGAAACUAUUAUGGAAGGAGAGAAUUCUCAUGAUGAAUUAAUAGAAACUAUAUCGUCGUUUCCAUGUCAACUGGGUGCAGAUGAUGUCGAUGAUUUCUGUUCGUUAGCCGAUUAUUACAUUACAAGAACACCACAGUCACUGAAACUAGACUUUAAAUUCCUUCUAUUUGGAUCAACACCACAGCCAACUGCUGGUCCUCUCUCUGAUGACAUCUUCACACGUUUUCUCUGCUUCCCUGUCUCCAUCUCAGAAUUAAUCAGCUCUGUAAACCAACAGACAGAUCAAGUGUUACGUUACCUUGUUGUUGAUUGUCGUCCUGUGGAGCAGUACACGUGUGGACAUUUAGUUGGAGCUAAGAAUCUUGAUCCGGCAUUAAUGUUGCAGUCACCAGCAGAGUUUAGUUCUUUUCUUGAUAAUAUUCUCGCUCUACGGGAAAUAUGUGGCGAGCACAUAUGCUGUUUUGGUAGCGGAAGGAGUAAAGAGGAUCAAUAUCUUAAUAUGGUUGUUGCCAGACUAUUGCAGCAUAACAUCAAGUAUGUCAGUGUUGCACGUGGAGGCUACAGCGCUCUAUACACGGCAUCAUUAGAACACGUGGGCGUGGUCAUUGAGGGUUUAGACCCCAAAGCUCAUGCACAAUAUGGUGUCAGUGCAGCAUCAUCAAUGACAGCCACGACAUCGGAGGAUGACAUGAGUGGUCGUGAAGCAACAGACGGGGCAGGUGGAACGCCAGCAAAGAAAGAGUCGUUGGUCUUUCGUCUUUCGUCUGUCCUUCGCGACAAGUCGUCAGCCGUUAAAGCGAAGAUUAACAAAUGGAUGACAGAAGCAGAGAGGGAAGAAAGACAUGUGAGUAGCAGUGAUAAAGCCAGCAAGAGUUCGUUGUAUCGUGGGGUGAAGCCAGUGUUUAGUAUUGAUGAUGAAGACGAUUUAGAUGGGAGUGGAUCGAGUUCUGGAGAUGAAGAGAAGCACGAAGCAAUUAAUCUGGAGACGUGGAAGAAGCGAACGGACGUCAUACAGACGAUUCCUUGCAAUGAGAUUUCGAUAACAGGAAGCAUGCAUCCAACACACCUUCUACUGACAAGAACUCACAUGUUCGUCCUACACGAUAUUAGCAAUAGAAAAGGCUGGGCGACCAUCCGAGAUCGACAGCUACUCACCAUGAUCGUCAAAAUAACAUCAAAGAAAAAGUAUCCGGACUUAAUAACGUUUAAGUUCGGGUCUGUGUCGAACGAUGGCGUGACGAGUCUGACUGGGCGGCGACGGUUUCUUAUACCGAAGGCUCAGAGGGUGAUGAAGGUGGUGAGGGAUGCGAUUAUGAAUGCAGUAGACGAAGAUAUUUGAGUGAAUUUGAUAUAUUGAGAUGGAUGGCUGGGUUGUAGGUCACGUGGUGUGUGUACAGACGGUGUGUGGGAGUUCUUGUAUGUAAUAUGUUGAGAUAUUUUGUGGUGGUCGGUCGUGUGAGAUUGACUUGGAAAGAAAUGAGGAAGAUUAUUGGA